Myxocyprinus asiaticus (Chinese sucker) is the source of this 1955-nucleotide messenger RNA. It is a transcript of the gene abhd2b, whose product is annotated as abhydrolase domain containing 2, acylglycerol lipase b. Gene Ontology annotation, biological process: medium-chain fatty acid catabolic process; medium-chain fatty acid biosynthetic process; steroid hormone receptor signaling pathway. Gene Ontology annotation, cellular component: sperm plasma membrane; sperm flagellum. Lineage: Eukaryota; Metazoa; Chordata; Actinopteri; Cypriniformes; Catostomidae. The coding region runs from base 197 to 1462 and encodes 421 amino acids. Gene Ontology annotation, molecular function: monoacylglycerol lipase activity; acetylesterase activity. The record is from RefSeq and is a predicted model, not a curated record. The transcript is spliced from 11 exons.
AGUGAAUGUUUCGCUGCGCGAGAGCGUGUUUGUAGUCUUCAGAUGUCAACAGCAGCGACACAGCUGAGUCAUUGGACAACUUUGAAGACAAGUCUCUCAGCUCCUGACAUGGACUGAACAGUGACAUUUGGGAUCUGCACUGUUUGACCCAGGACAUACUUUUCAGGAGAUAUUAAAGUGUGCUUAUCAGAUCACCAUGAGUGCCCAAGUCGAAGCAGAUUUCCGCACGGUAUCUCCUGAGAUGCCUGCCAUGCUUGAUGGCAUGAAGCUGGCUGCUGUUGCCACGGUGCUGUAUGUCAUAGUGCGAAGUCUGAACCUGAAGAGUCCUACGGCAGCCCCUGACAUCACCUGUCAAGAUACACCUCUCAAUCGCUACCUGUUGAAGUCUUGCCCUACUCUAAGCAAAGAGUACAUUCCCCCACUGCUAUGGGGAAAGAGUGGACACCUCCAGACUGCUCUUUACGGGAAAAUGGGGAGGGUGAAGUCCCCGAGCCCUUGUGGGCUGCGUAAAUACCUGCCCAUGCAAGACGGAGCUACUGCCACCUUUGACCUGUUUGAGCCACAGGGAGUCCAGAAUACAGGAGAUGACAUCACCAUGGUGAUCUGCCCUGGGAUCGGUAACCACAGUGAGAAACAUUAUAUACGGACCUUUGUGGAUUACUCCCAGAAACAAGGCUACAGGUGCGCCGUUCUCAACCAUCUUGGAGCGUUGCCAAACAUUGAGCUCACCUCCCCGAGGAUGUUCACCUACGGUUGUACCUGGGAGUUUUCAGCAAUGGUGGGCUAUGUUAAACGCACAUUCUCACAAACCCACCUCAUCGUGGUGGGCUUUAGUCUGGGUGGGAACAUCGUCUGCAAGUUCCUGGGUGAGAAUCCAGCCAAUCAGGAGAGAGUGCUAUGCUGUGUUAGUGUGUGCCAGGGAUAUAGUGCUGUCAGGGCUCAGGAGACAUUUUUAAAGUGGGACCAAUGCAGGAGGUUGUACAACUUCCUCAUGGCAGACAACAUGAAAAAAAUAAUUCUGUCUCACAGGGGAAUUUUAUUUGGUACGAGUUCUAGCAAGAUGGAGUUUUCUGACCUCAGCCGUCUGUAUACAGCCACCUCACUAAUGCAGAUUGAUGACAACAUUAUGAGGAAGUUUCAUGGACACAGCACACUGAAAGAGUACUAUGAGAAGGAAAGUUGUGUACAUUAUAUUCACAGUAUCAAUGUUCCUCUCCUAUUGGUGAACUCCUCAGAUGAUCCUUUAGUCCAUCAGUCCUUGCUAACGAUACCUCGCACACUUGCAGAAAAGAAGCAAAAUGUGAUCUUUGCUCUGACGCUGCAUGGAGGUCAUCUUGGCUUCUUUGAAGGUGCAGUUAUCUUUCCUCAACCCCUUACCUGGAUGGACAAAGUCAUUGUCAGUUACGCCAACGCUAUCUGCCAGUGGGAGAAACACAGGCCACGGUGCCACUUGGAAACAUAGUGUUUUGCGCUGUGCAACACAAAGCGUAACACUUUAUGGUGUUCUCAUUUUCUCUGAAUUGAGGUCGAAUGGUGAGAUGAUGGUUUUUAAAGGUCUGACUCACCAGUGUUUGCUCUGACCUUCAGGAAUUUGAGUGCAAACACAGAAAAAAAGACAUAAAAGUUUAUUGGGAUGUACAGUAUAUCAAAGGCAUAUUGUUACAACGCUGGACAAAAACUGUUCUGUGAGACUUGUAAUAUGUGUUAAAGUAGGUCAUAGUAGGCCUAUAUUCUGUUAAAAACAUACAGCACUAAGCAAGAUGAGGCCUCAUGAAUUGACAGUUGCUGGAGUUUAAAGCUAAACUUGGUCAAGAGGCUCAGAUACAGUACGUCUAUUUUAUCUACUGUACUGUUUGUAAAAUUGUGUUGAUAUUUAGGUAUGUGUAAAAAGAUGAAAAAUUCAAUGGCAUUUGAAAGUGUGCACAUUAUUAUGUGGACAUUGGCCACACUUUCUU